Molecule: messenger RNA, 14646 nt
Organism: Pocillopora meandrina
Lineage: Eukaryota; Metazoa; Cnidaria; Anthozoa; Scleractinia; Pocilloporidae
Source: the annotation of a GenBank genome assembly
AUGGUGCAUGAAACUGAACCUGAAUAUCCUACGGAAAUUUCUGAACGGUAAGAUUCAGCGAUCAAAAUAAAAUAUUGGCCAUGAUUCGAUACAUUUCAGCAGAUACUAAGCGAUCGCCAACCAAUGCAUAUCACAAAAUCAGCCUCUGACUUUUUGUCAAUUGGAUUCAAGGGCUUUCGGAUCGAUCGAGAUUGUAUUCUGUUGUAUAUAUUUUCAGGUUGAUAGAGCUCGCGGAGGAAUAUAAGGAUGGCGUUUUCACCGAGAAGGUAAAGUCGACCUUCGGAAAUGUGAUCUCCAAUAAUUAAUCAAUGGUAAACGCAGCGAUCAAACGUAAGACAUUUGCAAGAGGAUCAAUUUUGGCAGACCUGAGAAAACCUCUCUGUGGAAAUUUUGUAAAAUUUCUGUCCGCCGGCCAGCUUUAAUAUGUAGAAAUUGUUUUCUACACAGGGCUAUGUGAUGAAAAAGCUUAAGCUUUUAAAACCGUUGUUGGCCAACUCGGUACAAGAAAAGUAAGCUGUAGAAUGAUAUAUAUUUUUUAAAUUAUUUUGUCUGCUUUUGUGCUGUUUUGUUUUUGUGGUUGUUUUUUUUUUUUGGUGAUUUUAAUCACGAGUUACUAAAAUGGCCUUACAUCACCUGAUAAAAAAGCAGACUUUAAUUAUUGGUGUAGUUGUUGUUGAGAGAAGGGGUGGUUGUGGGAAUUAUUUUUGUUGAAAUUACACUCAUAAUCCUUCCACUGGAUUUAUUUUGAAAACCACCGUGUUAUCUCUAUUGUAGGAUUCAGAAAGCUCAAGACGACCACAAAGAAGGAAAGGCAACCGAAGUAAGUUUCUGAUUCAGUUGAUAAUUGCUUUUCCACAUUAUCCCAUUGUAAUAUGCUGAUUGCAAGUGCUAAGCUAUAAAAUUAUUUUGUAAAGACAAUGCAUGCUCAAAGCAUUUACAUUUCAGAUCUUAUUUUCAUUUUUGUUCACUGCUACAGGAGCAGCUCAUAGACCAGUUGAAAGAGCUCCUCUCUGAGUUUGGUCACAGAGCUAGCAAUGGAUGUGGUGCAGUUCCAUUAUCUCCAGCAUCAUGUAAUGAUGGUCAACAUAGCUUAAUGUCAUCUGUGAAAGAAGAUCCAAUGGAGACAGAAGAUGUAGCCUCCAGAAACGGAACAAGUAGUAAUGACAACACUGAUCCUGGUGCCUCAGGAACAAACUCUAAUGAAAUUAUGCAGACUGAUGACUCAGAUAAUAAACCAUUUAUUGACUCAACUGCAGGGGCGUCAAAUGGCAAUUCAAAGGAAGGCCACAUUGAAAAUGAAGCGCAGACAGCCUCAUUAUCCACUGGCAAAGGAGGUAGGUAUAAUGUGAUGAAUGUGAUAGAGGUUGUGGUUAACCAUCUUGACGAUAUAUAACAAUAAUAAAAUAUUAAUUUAUUCUUAUGUGGAUCACUUGUGUCAACCAUGUGUUGGUAGUCUCCUUUUGAGGUUCAGAUCUACUCUUUACUGUCAUGUACUGAACAUUACAAUCACUAUCACUCUCUGGGGAUCAUCCUCUAGAAGGUGACCUCAAAAACUGCCCAUCAUCAUGCUUCGUAAGGUGCUGUACAAACAAUUGACUUCAUCAUCUCGUCACUGAGAAUAAUUGAAUCAAUCAAAUUCCUUAAUGGUAGCAUCAUACUUUCCCUAUCUUGUUUGUGUUACUUAACAGGCAGGCUUUUUAUUUCCAAUUUUCCAGGGUCAUCUUUGCCAUUAGAGAAAACCUCUCCAAACUCUGAGGACAAGGUACCUACAAGAGUUUGUUGUGAAAUGGAAAUGUAAAUAACUAACAAAAUACCACAGUGACUGUUAAAUGUGACUUUAAAGAAUAUUAAAAACUAUAUCAAGGCUGUUUGUCUGACUGAAAAAAUUCUUUUGCAGAAAAAAACCAAACUGAGAAAAGAGACUGGCAGACAACUGGGUAUUAGAGAGAUGUUUGCUAAAGGGUAAGAUACAAGUACAUAUGAUAAGAGUCAACUUAGAAUGAAUAAUGUUUAAAGGAUUUAUUUAAAUAAUUGUACUUGACCUUAUGUAGCAGAUAUGUUGUGGUCUGGGUUAAUGUACUUGACUUUCCUCAAGUGUAACCAUGUCAAGAAAGAGAUUUGAAUCAGUAAUCUGUUGACAGAAACCUUUUGAAUCCUAAGAUGAUUUGCAGUAAAUGUAAACUUUAAUGGUUUUUCUGUGACAAGAAACAAAGGGUUAUGGCUGCUUAACACAAUUGGAUCUCUGGUUACUUAAGUAUUACAAUCUCCUUGGAUGGGCGUUGAGACUAUUUAAAGACAAUUUUCAGCAGUUAGGCUGGAUUCUGUAUUUGUUAACUCUCAGAUAGAGAGUUACUAGCACUGUUUGUGCAAAGUGUGAUGUCUCAAAGACCCAACCACAGUGAAAUUAUGGCCUCCAAUUGUAACCAGACUGGUCAAUAGCAGAAGUCAUUACUUUUCAGUGUUCCGCCACUUCAUUUCUCACAUUAUGUCUGCUCUUCCCUACCAACAUGUUUAGUAGAACUUUUGUUCCUUCCAUCACAGACAAAACAUACGUAACAACCUUGUCUAAUAAUUAGUGGAUUGUAUUUAGAAUUAUUGUUAUUAUUAUUAUUCAGUAAAUGAAUGUUAAUUUUUAGGCCUGCUAAAAGAAAGAAUACAGCAGAUGAUGGUGAAGAUGCUGGUGAGACCAGUGAAGAUUCACCAAACAGCAUCAUUAGCAAAGUAUGUAGUCUACUUUCACUGUACCACUUCAUCAUUAUAAUAAAUAUUAUUGUGGAUUUUUUUUAUAAAAACAUCAACAUCACUGUUAAUCAGUAUGUUCAUUGGGCAGGAUAACAAACGUCUUAAAGUGUCAGAAGAUGAAAGCACUGAUGAAAAAGAAAAAGAAUUGUCAGAAACAGAAACAGAAACAGGAACAGAAAGGCAAGAGUCGACAACUUUACAAAUACUCAUAUGAGUUUGAAAGUUUGAAUAUUAUAUACUAUUCUCAAUCUUGUUUGGUUGACCCUCAGGGUUUGUUUUGAUCAUAGAAAAGAAUUGCCAAAUUAGAUGAAAAAUAAAAUUUUUGUAACUUAUAUCAAAAUUAUCUCAGUCAGUAGCACAAUCCAAGAAAUUUUAUUGUUAUUGGUGUGUAUGCAUUGCAGACAUACAUACAUAUAUAUACAUAUAUAUAUAUAUAUAUAUAUAUAUAUAUAUAUGUAUAUGUAUAUGUAUAUGUAUAUGUAUAUGUAUGUAUGUAUGUAUAAAAUAAUUGUCCAUAGUCAUCCCUAUCAAAUUAGAAUACUCUAAUUAUUGUUUUUGCAAGUCAUAGAACAUGUAGUUAUUGGUUUAACACCUACCAACUUUCAACAUGAUAAUUUUGUAAAUAAAUUUUUUCUUUCUCUUGCAUGUGUUAAUUCUUUUUUUGUUCAACAGCUAUCAGCUAAGAGAAUCCUCUGCAAGGGCAAAAUGUGAAGGGGAAAAAACACAGGUGCUAAAAAUUUUUGAAUUCUUCUCGUCAUACUGAAGACCUCUAUGAAAGUUCUGUAGAAAUAAAUAUAUUUCUCAGGAUUUGAGAGAAAAAGUAAAAUCUUAAAUGUUCUGGUAAUAUGGAAGGUGGAAACAUUUUCUUGGUUUACAUGUAGGUCAAGUAUUUGCAGGAAAGUCAUCAGUUUGAACCCUGUUCAAGCCACAAUUUUUAAUGCUUUAUUUCAAAACUACCUAGUCAUUUCUCCAAGUGAAAUGAUCUUUCUUCAAAUGGCAUCUGUCUUGCUCUUUUAAAUGAUAAUAUGUUUGAUCAUUCUGUAGCCUCCUGUCAAAUGUAAGGAAUGCAAGCAACUUCUGGACAGUCCUGACUUGAGACUUUUCCUUGGUGACUGUGAUGAUGCUGUAAGUUUAUGAUACAUGUUGCUCUCCACUAGGCAGUUUUUGAAGUUCCUUGAAGUUGUGCAAAUGUUUGUUAUGGUUCAAAUUUUUACUAGUGGAAAACGUAAAGGACAUAAUUCUUACUAUGUACCUAGUUACAGUUCUCUUGUAGUUAGCUAUACAAUGACUGGUAUCUGACAAACAUGUAUACUAAAUAUUAUCUUCUGACAACCAUUUCAAUAUGACUAAAAUUGAAUGUUCUAACUUCCUGCCUGUCUUAAGGGUUGUAAUUGUCUUAUGAAAUGUCACAGCCAGUAUGUUUGUUCUAACAUGUCAACUGAUAUUAUUAUACAUGAGACUUACUAUAAAAUUUCUGAGUGGUUGAGACCAUACAGUCAGCAUACAAUAGCAUGUGAAGUUGACAUGAUAUCCCAAUAUCUGCUGCUGAUAUUAGGUUAUUAUGUUGUGUUCAAAGUCUUACUAGUUUCCAAGCCCCUUGUCUAUGAAAUGUUCUAAACUUUUGCAAACUCAGAGAAUUGUUUUUAUUUUGCAGAUUGUUUAGAAAAUGUAUAAUAAAACAAUUACUGAAUUUUGGUUUUCCCAUAAAAUCAUGAUACAUCAAACUUUGUGUCUGUGUUGUCUGCCCCAGCCUUCAGCUUCUGCAGGUAACUCAGACCUCAGCAUUGAUAAUUCAUGAUAUCAUGCUCAACCUCAUCCAGUAAUUACUUAUUGUCUACCAGGUGGAAGAAUUUGUUGCCUUAACCGAUCCACGUUUGUCUCUGUUCUCUGGUGAGGAGGAACAAUUUGACAGCUAUAACGACAGACCACAACACAAAAUAACAAAUUUCAGGUAAGGAAUUUUUGCAUCUUUACAAUUGUCACAUUCAUUAAUCAAAUGAAAUAAAAGUUAAGAUGAUGAGAGCUCUUCAUAUUUCUUUGCACCAUUCUAUCAUGCUUCACCUCUUCUAUUCUUUUCCCACCUCUUCCGAUCUGUUCCAUUUUAAGUUGCAUCGUACCAGUCCAUCAAGUUGCCACAGUUGUCCUUAAGUUCUUCUUACUCUUUAAUAUUAUUAUGCAUUUAUUUAUAGCAUUUAUGACAAGAACACUCACCUGUGCCCUUUUGACUCUGGCUUGAUAGAGAAAAAUAUAGAACUAUUCUUCAGUGGAUACCUUAAACCAAUCUAUGAUGAAAAUCCAAGUCCAGAAGGUACAUUGUAUUUCAAAAACAGUUUAGAAACAUUGGAUUAAAAUAAUUGGAAAAGAUAGGGAAUCCUUUACAACCUAGAACUAAUUACUGAAAAAGUAAUUAUUUGUACAUAUUCUUGCUAAAAUGUGCCUUAUAUAUAGGUGGAGUUCCAACAAAAGCUUUAGGGCCGAUCAAUGAAUGGUGGACAACAGGAUUUGAUGGAGGGGAGAAUGCUCUCAUUGGUUUUACUACAGGUAAAGAUUAAUCCCUUGAUUUACAGUGACUGUAACUCUAAUCUUUCUUUAGACUAGUGUAUUAUUUAUUACCUGCUAUCCACUGAAAUCCAUAACAUUGAGUUUGUAUACCUUUAGCCUUUGCAGAGUACAUAUUGAUGCAGGCAUCUGAGGAAUAUAUGCCCUUUAUGAACCUCAUGAGAGAGAAGAUUGCUAUGAGUAAGGUAAUGUUUAUUUAAAAUUUUAUCUUUCUAGUUCGGCAAGAAUCACAAACUAAAAGAUCAGAGCACACAACUGUUAUAGGUGGUAAAAGGAAAAUAAUUGUUAGCAAGAAUCUGAAGCAUAUAACCGGGAUUCUAAGGCCAAUAGUGCUCUCAUAGAAUAUGGAUGGGGAGUUGUAAAUCCACAAAAACUACCUGAAAUGAAUGUGCUAAAUAAGUUAUUACAUGAAAGUAAGGACUUCUUUUCUCUGUUACAGAUUGUCAUUGAAUUUAUACAAGAUAAUCCAGAGGCAAGGUACGAGGACUUGCUGAAUAAAGUACAGGUAAUGACAUGAUGUUGAUGUUUGUUGUUACUGACCAUAAUUAUAAUGAAGAUGAAGUGAUAAGAAGCAGCAAGAUGAAUAUUGUCGUAUAUUUCAAUAAUUGAUAAUAAUAAAUGAACAGAUUUAAACUUAAUGCAUUGUAUUUGGUAGCUAAUUUCACAAAAUUUCAAGUUCUUGGGCUGAUUGUGCAACUAGUGCAGUGUACAACUAGGAAGAGCUAUCAAUCUGAUCUAUCAAAGGAGGACAACUUUAAUCCCUUAACCCUCAAGAGUGACUUGCUUCUGAUUUCCUCAUACAGUAUCACCCCUGAAUCAAACAUUAAGGUCAUGAGAAUAUUGGAAAUGAUCAACAAGUACAGGAGCUCUUGAUUGUUGAGCAAAAUCUCCUUGUCAGCAUCUUAGGAAAUGUGUAGAAAACAGUGUAAAGAAUAUACAUACUGAUCUCAGGGUGUAAAAAGUUAAGUAGGUCCAUUAGAAGAAACAGGCCUCUGCACAAAAAAGGAUCUGUCAUGUAUAAAUGUGCCUGCUGACUCCUUUCUUGUUCACUGAAACUGCAUACAUCAAAUAUAAAUAAAAAGUUGAUUGUUACAAAUAGGACUGAGAUGUGUACUUGCGGCUGCCAAUCCUAGUAGUGUGGGUUUCCGUGUAAAUCUACAGUUUAGAGCUGCAAAUAAAUUUAAUAUGCAAUUCCCUGUACAAUGUUGUAUGACAUAAGACAGAAAACCAAUCAUAGGAUGAGUGAUCUAUGUUAACCCCUCUUUGCUAUGUUAUUGUUUCCAAGACUUCUGUGCCUCCAGAAAACUGUUCCACUUUUACUGAAGAUACACUGUUGAGACAUGCCCAGUUCCUUGUUGAACAGGUAAAAGCUUUUCAUUUAACUCAUAUCAACUCCUAUUUGCUUUACCAUAUUUUUGUAUUACAAUCUGUCUGAAGGUGUAUGAUACAAUAAAUUACUGUAAUGUCUUUCCUCUGAAGAUCAUUGGUAUUCUUUAGGAGGAUGAUGCUAAAAAUUGUGGCAGUUUUGAAAUUUUGUUCUUUAGAUUCAUCUUGAAUACCUGUAAGGCAUCUGUUAAUAGGAACCUUUCAGUUUGCAAUUGUCAUCUUUCAUUCUUGACUUUAUGAUGUCUUUAGGUGGAAAGUUAUGACCAAGCAGCUGAUGAUGAUGAGCUCCCACUAUUGGUGACACCAUGCAUGAGGGCUCUCAUCAAGCUGGCAGGAGUUACACUUGGAAAAAGGUUUGUUAUUAGACUGACAUUAUCUUUUUAAUGAAAAGGAGAAUUUCAUCAAAUUUUAUGGUACUAUGAGUUAAAUGACAUGAAUUUGCAAAUUAUGCAUCUGUUGUGAUGCUUUUUUAAGAUGAGCGUUUAAUAUCCUAGUAGAAAAAAUAGUUGUUGUCUCAGAUGUUGUACCAAGGAUAAAGACCUGUUUACCUCAAGUAACUGUUUGAACUCCUUGUUUAUUCAAGAUAUUUAUCUGGUAGAUGAAUCAAUUGUUUCUAUUAAAGCACUACAUUUUCUUGAUAAGAAACUACCUCAGUCAAUUGUUCUUCAGAUGUUUUAUAGUUGUCAACUUUUUUUAUUCAGACGUGCUGCAAGGGGAGUGAAAGUCCGACUAGACAAGAAAAAGAAAGAUACAGUUCCAUCAAAAGUUAGUACUUACAGUAGACUAACAAAUACAAAACAAGUUAUCACUUUUGUGCUACAUGCUUUUGUACUUCAAUAUUGAAAAGAUGAACCUUGGAUCAUUAUUAACCAAAGGUGUCACUGUAUAGUUGGCAGACCUCUGACCUUCUUGCACUAUAAAAAAAAGAAAAUUACAGCAGUUUUGUGUCUUGUAAGUUUUUUGUAUAAAGAUUUAUUAAUGGCCUCCCAAAAAUUUGAAACUGAAUUUAUUAUAGGCCACCACUACGCCCCUGGUGCGGAACAUAUUUGACAUUUUCUUCCAAGAUCAAAUCGAUGGUAAAGAAACAAGAACAUCUCGUAGGAAGCGAUGUGGUGUUUGUGAGGUGUGCCAGCAGCCAGACUGUGGAAAGUGUAAAUCCUGCAGGGACAUGGUCAAGUUUGGUGGAACUGGCAGAAAGAAACAGUGCUGUGAAGAAAGAAGGUUUUUGUUCUUCUUUUUGUCUUCUAUAAUGCAUUCAUUUCCAUGACCCUGAAUUUGCUGCAUACUGGCUUUUAAAAAAUGAUUUAUUUCAUUCUCUUUUCCUCAAGACCUAAUUAAGUUUGUCUUUAAAUAUAGGUGCCCUAACUUGGCUGUUGAAGAAGCUGAGGAUGAUGAAGAUGUCACAGAGGAGAGUGAAGAAAAUGUGAAAAUGGUAAGUAAAACUGUACUUAAAUUUCAAGGGUAAAAGGAAGACAUUUUAAUAGCUGAUGUUCAUGAGGUAAUGUUAUUUAUUUUGUGUAUAUUUUUUCCUGUUCCAGAGUCCUAACAAGGAUAUGGUGAAGAAGAAAAAAACAACACAUAAAACUGCAAAAUCAAAGAAAGGGAUUAAUGAGGUGAGUUUACUUUUUUAAAGGCUAUGUGCAGCUCUUGCUUAACUGUAAGUAACUGUUUAAAGGGGUAAGUUUCUAAAGAAACUGUGGUGCUGCGUCGGUGGGAGAACAACUGGGUUGAAAACGUUUAGCCAUCUUUUCGAGCGUUAGCCCUUCGUCAUCACUCUGACGAAGGGCUGUGUCUUCAAUGUUAAUAGCAACAGUACAAAGAAAUGUUUGAUUCAUGACAGUGCCACUUAAACAAUGUCAGUUUUGAAAAUGGCUGAUGUAUAAGAAGGGUUAAAAGGAUAGGCAGCAAACGGCAUUUAUAAUGAUAGGAAAGAGGUGUUUCUUACUCCUUUAUAUCUAAAAUCUUUGUUUUUUCAUUAGAGAUUAUACAAAGAGCACAAAUUAUAUCAUGUUGAGUGAUCACUUGAUUUUUCCACAGCUGCCUUUCAUUCAUUAAAAUGUGUAAUCAGUUGUCAAGGGUUCCUUAAGAAGAAUGAUUCUAAAAACCUUUUUUUUUCCAUUAUUAGACCAAAGUUGAGUGGAUAGGAGAUCCUGCUAAAGUCAGUGGAAAGAAGAAAUACUACUCAUCAGUUCUUAUCAACAGCCAAGAGGUUUGUAUUCUCCCUUUUCUGUGGAAUCUUGGCUCAGCUGUCAACACAAGCCAAUACCUUCUUUUGACCUAUGGCAGGUACAAGUGGGAGAUUUUGUGAAGGUACGCCCUGAGGAUCCUCACAUGCCACUUUUUAUUUCCUGUGUGUGCUACAUGUGGGAGGCGGCAAAUGGUGACAAGAUGUUUCACUGCAGAUGGUUCAGGUACAAACCAAAUGCUCUGUGCCUAUUGCAAUUUUACAACAGGCAUUACAUGUUUCUUUCAAUCAAUUGAUUGUAAAGCUUUGAUGUCUACCAGCACAUAUUGUAGAUCAUUUAUAGUGAGCUUUUCUAUUUUCUAUGCAGAAGAGCAACGAAUUUGUUAAAAUAACAACAUGGCUGCAGCAAAGGCAGCUGUGUAGUUUCUUUGCUACCCCACUCUGAACAUUUCAGACUCACAUGUCAAGUAACAAACAUUCUGCAUAUUUUCUCUCAAUACCAUAUCGUUGGUUCUAGCCGUGGCUCAGAAACUAUUUUGGGUGAAACAAGUGAUUCUAAGGAGCUUUUUCUUGUGGAUGAAUGCGAUGACAACCCUCUUGGUUCCAUUGUACAGAAAUGUGUUGUAAGUCUAUCUAAAUAUAUCCUCUGGUCGUUUUUAGUCCUUUUCAAUACAUUUUGUGCAUAAAAGAAAUACACUGAUUUUGCUUGUGGCAUUCUUGGCAAACAUGCAACUCUAUCCUUGCCCUCAUUCCAGCAUUAUGAGGUAGUCGUUUGUACUGAGACUCCAACGCCUGACUGCUCGGAUCACAUCAACAAUUAAACAUUUAUUGAGGUUUCAACAGAAAGGAGCAAUAGAAUAUUGAAUUGAGUGGAUGAAACUGAUUUCGGAUAUUUCUGCGUCGCUUUACAACAAAACUUGAACAACAUUUUGCUCAAUUAACCAGAGCAAAUUUUCUCUCCAAAUUUCGCACCGAACUUUCUAGAAGAGCGAAGUUUCCCUCGAAAGUUCGCAACUAUUUAGUGUCCGCGGUGAAAUAUCUUUCAAAAUUUUGGCGUACUGAAACAAUAGGUGCCUCAAAAGUUCGUGGAAAAUUCGCGGAAAUUUCGUUCAGAGUGAAAUUUCCUCAAAAAGCCACGAAAAGCAAGGAAAUUUGUCGAAAUUCGUUUGCUUUACUUUUGCACAGUACAGUAAAUAUCGGUAAACCCAUGUUUCAAAGUCUGUGAAUUUGUGAAUAACACAGGCUUAUAAUAUGUGUCAUAUAUGUAUGCCAUUUAAGUUUUCCAUAGGCUACAGAUUAAUACAUGUGAUAUGAAUGAACAGGUGACGCAGAAGUUACCAGAAGCUGAUUGGUUCCAGAGGGGCGGACUUGAAGAGCGGGAAGCCGACAGCAUGAUGGAAGAGGAUGAUGGGAACACAUUUUUCUAUCAGAAAUGGUAAGGAAAAGUUCUUGAAAAGUAGAGGUUUCAAAGUAGUGAAGACAGUCAGCGUCCUUUAGUGUGGGGUCCGUGUCACUCAUGUCAUUGAUUCAUUUUUCCAUUUUUACCCAAACUUCCCCUCUCGAUAUAGAAAGCUUGCACAGAGUCUUGGGUAAGUUGCAAAACUGCCCAAGUGCAGGGUGAGAUCUUCGUAAGGUUGCUGAAAUUUUACAGAAACUGGUUUAUUGGGAACAUUCACUUAAUGUAACUGGAGAAUUUUCAAUUUUAGGAGGAUGAACCCUGGACGGUCCCUAGCAAUGGGGAGCUAAAUUUCUCAUGCACUGUUCGGUGUACCAGUCCGAAGAAGUCUUGAAAUUAAACUCAAAAAUGUAAUAAAUCAUAUUUUGUGGCCAUGAUGUAACUCGGGUCUGCUAGUUCUUCCAUCCUUUAAGCUAAAACAAGUUGUAUGUAAUGAUCAACUUAAUUGUACAGUCAAAAAGCUCUGAUGUCUUUAAUUCUAAAUGCGCAUAUGUCACUGAAGGAGAUAUCGCUUUCUCAACGUUUCAGGUAUGAUUCUGAACAUGGUCGAUUCACAGAUCCCCCCUCGGAAUACACUGCUGCUUUAGAUAGGAAAGAAAAUCAUAAAUUUUGUGAGAGCUGUAAGCGACAGACAGCACAAAAGGAGGUAGAAUUGCAUAAGUUAAUAUUUAUUUCUAAUAUUUAAAUUUAUUUUUUUAUCCUGUUUAUAAAUAUUUUUAGAUGUAUAUACUUUUUCACAUUUUGAGUAUAAGGUCUAUAUGAUAUUCUACAUACAACUUAAGUGUAUUAACAUUUGAAUAAAGUUCAUUAUUUUUGUUAUUAUUAUUAUUAUUAUUAUUAUUAUUAUUAUUAUUAUUAAUGACUUAACGAAAGGUGUUUGUGCGUCAAAGCUACACCAUAGAGUUCAUCUAUCUUUGCAGUUCUUUGUUCCUUUGGUUUAGUUUUCCACGUAUGACAUAAUUAACUUAUCAUACAUGUUCUAGCUAGAAACACCAACAGUGGAAGAACCACUGGAAAAAGAAUCAAAAUCUUCCUCUAAAACGUAUUACAAGUAUGUCUAUUUUCUUACUUUUCUCGUUUUAAUCAGAGUUUGUGCAUUUUUUUUAGCUUUGAACGCCAAAGAUAUUCAGGCAAGGUCAUUUGCACGUCUUCCGCAGAGGAGACUCGUCUCUUCCAGUUUUUUUUUUUUUUUGGCUCUUUCAUUUAUUUGUUCAACUAUUCUUCCUAAUCCAUCAUUUUCAGCUUGUUUAGCUUCAAUAUACCCUUUUAAUUCAUGAAAGUUUUGAAGGAAAUGUGUCUUCACGUUCUUUAGUCCCUUUAUCUACUCCCGGAAAAAAAGUGUCGUAUCAUGGUAAUGAUUAUUUGUUUGUGUAUGCUGUAUUUGCACCCCAGAAAAAAUUUCGUGAAUUUUCUUCUUUUUAGAUCGUGCAACAUAAACGGCGUGCAGUACAAGCUAGGAGAUUGUGUUUUCCUCACGCCUGAAGCAUUUUCAUUCAAGUAAGAGAUUUACUUGUAUGCUCCUUUCUUCCUGAACUCUAAUACCUUUGAUCAGCCAUAAUUGACCGAGGAGUGCUGUGAUGCAUUGAUAGAGAAUGCUGUUACGAGGCUGCUAUGUUAACUUGCUGUGUUAAACUGAGUCCUAUGACCUUGAGUUGCUAACGAUGAAAUCAUAGGGCUCAACAAGAUGGAAUGUAAAGCAAACUUAUAGAGCCGGAACCGAGCGCGAAAAGGUUUGAGAACAAAGAUUGGCAGGGUUCAAACGUCACUGAAAAAAUCACAAUCAAAUUUUGCUCUUUUUUCGCAGUGUCAAGCCGAAAGAGACGAAGAAAGGCUUCAAGAAGAACGAAAAGGUAUUCACUUUGUGGUUUGUUGGUUUGUUUCUCGUUUUUCUGUUACUUCGUGCCCUAGACCCUCUGUUUCAUCUCAAAGGGUGACAGCCAAUCCCAAAAAUAUUCCCCCAGGGAAAAAAAGGGUUAUGGUCUAUACCAGUUGACCUAAAAAAGGGAAUUCAUGACGAUGGUUUACAAGUUAUUUGAGUUUCAUUUGCUAGCAAUUCACAUAAAUACCAAUUACAAUUAUUUUUAAUCGUAUAAACUCUUUAGGUGGACGAAGAGGUUUAUCCUGAAUAUUACAGAAAACCCAUUGAGUAUGUGAAAGGAAGUAACUAUGAUGUACCACAACCAUUUAAAAUAGGUACGUUGUCAGCGACAGAUUACUAAAAGCGUAGAUAAAUAAGCUGUGAGAGACUUUCGUUUGUUUUGUUGGUGAAACACAUACAUAAGUAUUACAGGUCAGAGAGACCGAGUUUGCGGCAUACCUAAUCCUUAAAAAACUUUGCAUUGAAAUACAAAAUCCUAUCGCGUUUCGAGUUGGUGGUUUUUGUGAGAUAUUCUGACAGUUGGUCGGUCAGGUAGUUAGGCUGCAGUCAGUCAGCAGUCUAUGUGCAGUCAGUUGGUCAGUCUGCAGUCGGUCCGUCAGUCAGUCAGUUGGUCAGUCUGCAGUCGAUCCGUCAGUCGGUCAGUUGAUCAGUCUGCAGUCGGUCCGUCAGUCAGUCAGUCAGCCAGUCAGUCUGCAGUCGGUCCGUCAGUCAUUUAGUCAGUCAGUCAGUCAGUUGAUCAGUCUGCAUUCAGUAGGUCAGUCAGUCAGUUCGUCCGUCAGUCAAUUGGCCAAUAAGUCAGUCAGCCAGCCAGCCAGUCAAUCGGACAGUCAGUCAGUCAGUCAGUCAGUCAGACAGGCUAUCAGUCAUUUAUUCUAUCAUAUUAUCGGUAAGUUUGUUAAUUUGCCUGAUUUUGUUUUUUAUUAUUAUUUUCUCAGGUCGCAUUGUAAACAUCUUUACAAAAUCAAGUUCAGGAAGUUAACGGAAGAACUUAAUAUUAUGUUGACUGUUAAUAAAUUUUACAGGUAGGUGAAGGUACCAUCAGACUUAAGGAGUGCCUAUUUUCGUGCGCAGAAAAUCUUGUGCGUUUAGGAGGAAAAAUUACUCGGCAAGCCCGGCGAUUUCAUGACCUCUCUUAUUCAUAAUUUAUCUUCUACGUAACUGUGAAUGAGAGCAUUUAGGAAGGGGAACACUAAAGCUCAGACAUUUAUUAAGGCCUAUUUACACGGUACGACUUUGUCGCAUGCGACAAGCUUACGACAGGCCUACGACAUGACUUAGGACAAUUUACACGCGCACGACAUUUUCACCUACGACAUGCCAAAAUCGCGUGCAAUUCCACUCGUUUCGGCCGCGGUCAUUGUUUCAAUAAUUUGCAAGAGAAGGAAAAGAACCUCUUCCUCGCUCCACAGUGAUAUCAUAUUCUCUGUUUCCUCAUCUGAGAAUGUAUUUCUCGCUUUGGAAGCAGUCUUCGACUUUCCGGAGGCGACUUCCUCCGCCAUUUUGACGCAAGAAAAUUUCACCUUCCUCCCCUACUCAGUAGAAAUUUGUCACAAAAUACGUCAUUUUCUAUCAAUUUCGGCUACGACUGUCGCAGCGUUUUAAAACAUGUUUUAAAAUCCUACGACAUUUUUCGUGACGUGCACGACAGUCGUGAGCGAGUGGUAGGUUUGAUUUACACGAUACAAUUCGUGUCGUAGGCCUGUCGUAAGCUUGUCGCAUGCGACAAAGUCGUACCGUGUAAAUAGGCCUUUAGACACCACUGGGGACCGGAUGGUGAAUGCAACUGCUUUAGGCGCGCUCCAACCUCUACCAGCCAAUCAAUUUUAAAUCCUCAUAGACCACUGAGCGAGCACAGAGUAAAAGGACUUUCGCCUUCUUGCUACCGACAAGAUCUUAAAAACCCCAGUACCUAAGAAAGUUGAGCGUGAGAACGAAAACUUCCGCAAAUCAACAUAAAAUCGGCACCUAUUGCAUAAACUGCGACAGGCUUUUAUGCCAGGCUUUGUUUCCUUUCAGGCCAGAGAAUACUCAUAAGGGAUCAAGUUUUGGCCACCAAGCAAAUCUGAAUUUGUUAUAUUGGAGCAAAGAAGGUAAAGAGAUCUUGGUUUCCAGCUCAUUUAUUGGAGUUAAAGGCAGAACGAGCGAACGAAUACCAUGUUGUUUUUGCCCCAAAUGGAUUAGUGUUCUUUUCUGUGCACGGGAAAAACUCGUCGAGAGUGAAAAGAUUUAGAACAUUAUUAAAAGUAGAAACAGUCAUGUUUUGGCUCAGGCAAGCUUUCUUGAUUUCGUUCCGUUUUUCUCUCUUGUUGUGUUGUUUCAGAGGCAACUAUUUCCAUUGAUGACGUCACAGGCGGGUGCGUGGUUACUUGUGGAGAGGAUCUUAACUGUUCAGUUGAAGAAUAUACAGCUAAAGGAAUUAACUAUUUUUACUUCUUAGAG